GGCCAACACAAGUGGCAAGUGGCGUCUGAACCGUCUCUGAGUCUCCUUCUAAGUCGGCUCGACCUUACAAAUGGGUGCCCGGUGCAGCGUCUAACGUCCGCACCUGGCAGACGGAGAUGGCGCCACCCUCCCAUGUGGCACCCCGGCUUUGACGACGUUCACCCACAGCACCCGCCCCAAAUCUCUUAACAAGGCAACGUGGGCGUUUGGGGCUGGAGGGGGAUGGGAGAUCUGUGUCUUAGCACCUCGUCUGUCUGUGUGCGCGCGCGUGUGUGUUUCCAGAUAUAGACGAAUGCCUGGACGGCAACGGUUACUGUCAAAUGACCUGCCGGAACAGCGCGGGCUCCUACGCGUGCGCCUGCGAUCCUGGGUUUUCCCUACAGACUGACAACAGCACGUGCGCAGAUUUGAACGAGUGCAACGCCGCCAAUGGAGGUUGUGCGGAGUUUUGUACCAACACAUACGGCUCGUAUCACUGCUCGUGCAAGCCAGGCUCCGAGCUGGAAGCCAACAACCGUCUCUGCAAAGACAUUGACGAAUGCGCCGUCAACAACGGAGGCUGCGGGCAGAACUGCAAAAACACGGCGGGCAGCUUCGAGUGCUCGUGCAAUCCGGGCUACGCGAUGAUGUUCAACUCGGUCACGUGCUUGCCCUGCGGCGGCAAUUAUUCGGCACUGGAGGGAAGUCUCUCCUCGCCGGGCUACCCGUACGUGGGCUUCGGCACAAGCGAGCCUUGCGUGUGGAACAUCAGCGCACCCGACGGGUACAACCGCGUGAACCUCACCUGCCUCUCCGUGCGGUUCAACGACGUGGGCACGUGCGACGUGGGUUCCCUGACGGUGACCUCGCUGCCGUCAAGCACCCGGACUUGGUGCUCCACCCCGGCGUCCUCCUUCUUCGGCGGCAAGAGCAUGCUCCUGGAGUACUUUAACAACGCCACGGGCCCUGACACGGGCUUCCACUGCCACUACGCAGCCGCCUACAAAAAGACGCUCAUCAUGACGCCGGCUCGAGCCAACGUCGUCUCGCCCAACGACGCCGCGGGGUUUUACGUCAACAACGCGAAUCACACGUACAUCGUGCAGGCCCCCAGCACCAGCCGCAUCUGCCUGGAGUUCCUCAGCUUCAGCCUAGAGAGCACCUCCGACUGCAGCAAGGACUACGUGGCCGUGUACGACGGUGAACUGGUCACCGCUCCCCAGAUCGGAAAGUUCUGCGGGAGCUCGAUCCCGGCCAAAGUCAACUCGAGCGCCAACGGGAUGGUCAUCUCGUUCAUCUCAGACGGAGACACAGUGGACCGUGGCUUCAGUGGCAUCUACACCGCAAAGUCUGCAUUGAAUUUUGUCUGCUGAGAAGAUCUGUUCCACCAAUGUAUCGGGCAUGUUAUCCUACAGUUUUUCUGAUCAUCUCUUCUGCUUCCUAUUUAAAAAGCAUGCUGCUCGUGCCCUGCCUAACCGAACUGUUCAUAAAAACCCACUAUGCAUUUAGAAAACGAAAAAAAUAAACAGACCUCCGUUUGUCUCUCCACAUCAGAUUAAGCAUCAACACGUGGGCAUAUGGGCCAAUUUUAUCCGGCAUCAUUUGUAUAAACCAUGAUUCUCUCACAACUGAUGGUCCACUGUCCACGUGUGGCCAACCAAGAUAUUUGACCCAACAAGACCUCGCGGAUAAGUGAGCUGUAGACAAGUGGCAGGGAUUGCUGGUCACGUGUACAGAUUGUAUGACAUCACAACCUCGCGUGACGUCGUAACGUACGGCCACGUGACCCGCCAGUGUGGCGCACGUGUGACAACGGGACUGGACUCUCCCUCGGCAGUCCAGCAGUGCUACAUCAGCACAGGCGGAUUGUAUUACGUGGGCCACCGGCAAAAAUUAUAUAUACUUAAAUAACCUCGGUAUAAACGAAUUAUGGACUGGUUUUAAUCUUCUGGGUCUCAUCAGCAGAUUUUGGUUUGUCAAAACGAAUGCUGUAAGUCAUGGGUUCCCAGAUGUUGUUGACAAGAGCACUGCCAUCUACACAAUCGGGUCCUGUUCAACGCAAUAAAAGCAACUGGAUAACAAUUGAUUGUGUUGUUGUAGAACAAUAUGGGCUAUAAAAUACACAAGACCUCUAUUUGUGUCGCCACAACAGUGUGCUACAACAGCAUAAAAUAGUGUCGUGUGGAUUGCUUUAUAAAUUAACGUCCGUCUGUUAUGUACGUGAAUUAUAAAUGUACAGUAUAUAUAAUGUAAAGAGUUGAGAGAGAAUUAACAAUAAACAUGAUCCAAAAAAGA
This is a messenger RNA of Petromyzon marinus (sea lamprey), 2274 nucleotides long. Its product is annotated as procollagen C-endopeptidase enhancer 2-like. Lineage: Eukaryota; Metazoa; Chordata; Hyperoartia; Petromyzontiformes; Petromyzontidae. The record is from RefSeq and is a predicted model, not a curated record. Gene Ontology annotation, molecular function: calcium ion binding.